CAAGUCUUCGGAGAUGACUUUUGUAUCAUUCCGGAUGAAGAAAAUUUGGAAGCCAUGAUAACAGAAUUUAAACAUUGAAAAGUUUUUUUUUGCCUUUUUCACACGAAGUGCCAGUGAUUAAGGAAUUGGAUUUCUACUUUUUGCUUCCAUUGAUAAAGAAAUUCAAGCUCCAAUAAAGGAAGAGCGCGCAAUCUAAUGAUAAGCGACAUCCAGCAGUUUUCCUCGUUCUUUUUCGCCCGCCUUUCGCCGAUUUCCUUCAGAUUUUGUUCUUGAGUUGAGUUUUUCUUCUUUGACUUGCCAUAGAGAAUUGCAGCUGAGUUUUUGUUUCCUUGGUUGAAUUGAACGCAUAAAGCUGUUGAUUAUGGGAAAUUGUUUACCUUCUUCAGCUCGCGAUUCUAAUUCUAUUCCCAGCCAGACGCUAUCUUCUACUCCAGGAACAUCGAGCAAUUACAGCAAAAACGUAGGGUUUUCAGGUACCAGUAGCACCGCCGGCAAAAGUCAAUUUUCGGAUGCGGCGAGUGUGGAUGUGAGCGAGCCGUAUCCGAAUGGGCAAAUCUUGGACCAACCAAACUUGAAGGAGUUCAACUUUGCUGAGUUGAAAAUCGCAACCAAAAACUUCAAACUCGAAAACUUGCUCGGCCAGGGAGGUUUUGGGAAGGUGUAUAGGGGCUGGGUAGAUGAAAAGACGCUGGCUCCUUCUAAGAGCAGUUCUGGAAUGAUGGUUGCCAUUAAGAAAUUGAACUCAGAAAGUGUCCAAGGUUUUCAGGAAUGGCAGGCCGAAGUGAACUUUUUAGGAAGAUUGAAUCAUCCAAAUCUUGUCAGAUUAUUGGGUUUCUGCUGGGAGGAUGAUGAAUUGCUUCUUGUGUAUGAGUUCAUGCCCAAGGGAAGCUUGGAAAAUCACCUAUUUAGAAGGAACUCUUCCACAGAACCUCUUUCUUGGGGAAAAAGGCUCAAGAUCGCAAUUGGAGCAGCUAGGGGUUUGGCUUUCUUGCAUUCCUCAGAAAAAGAAGUUAUAUACAGAGAUUUUAAAACAUCAAAUAUACUUCUGGAUACGGAUUACAACGCGAAAAUCUCAGACUUUGGCCUGGCAAGAUUGGGGCCUGCGGGUGAAGAAUCACAUGUAACAACAAGAAUUAUGGGCACAUACGGUUACGUCGCCCCAGAAUACGUUACUACAGGCCAUUUGUAUGUGAAGAGUGACGUUUACGGGUUUGGCGUUGUGCUGCUCGAAAUUAUGACGGGCUUGCGCGCACAUGAUAUGCGGAGACCCAGCGAAAAGCGAAAUCUGGUUGAUUGGGCUAAGCCAAUCUUGAUGAGGAAGAAAAAGGUUAAGAGUUUGAUGGAUGUAGGAAUAGAAGGUCAAUAUUCGUUGAAAGCAGCCAUUCAAGCGGGAGAUCUUACUCUAAAAUGCCUGGAAACAGAUCCGAGAACUCGUCCCUCCAUGCAAGAAGUUCUCGAGGCGUUGGAACAGAUCGAAGAAUUGAAAGAAAAACCGAAAGGUGCGAAGAUUAGCAACUCACAGUCUAAACAACUUCAUCAAAGACAGCCAACCAAUUCAUCAGUUAAAAGGCACAGAUAAGUGAGGCCCAAUUUUUUUUUAAUAGAUCUUAUGAUGUAACAUUGUAUGCAUUUCUGAUUGUGAUGGAAAAAAGUUUUAUUUAUUAUUAUAUAUUUUUUUUGUUUCUCUUUGCUCAUUGGUUGCCUUCUGUGGGGAUGGCAGGAGGCGAGGUAAGGGAGAUAUUUGAUUAUAUCACAAGUGAAAUGUUUCAGGUUUAUUGAUGAAAAGUUAGUGUGUUGAUUUUCUCCAAA
This is a messenger RNA of Momordica charantia (bitter melon), 1809 nucleotides long. RefSeq names its product Protein kinase superfamily protein (gene CST). Gene Ontology annotation, molecular function: protein kinase activity; ATP binding. Gene Ontology annotation, biological process: protein phosphorylation. The record is from RefSeq and is a predicted model, not a curated record. NCBI's taxonomy places the organism in Eukaryota, Viridiplantae, Streptophyta, Magnoliopsida, Cucurbitales, Cucurbitaceae.